GUGAUUUGACAUUUCGCAAAAGCCAAGUUCUUUGUUUGUUGUGAUUAUUCUUGAUAAUACCUUUAAUUGAUAUUUCUGAAAGCCUCAUUACUAUUGUAUUGAUUUAAACUCCAUUAGAGAAACACCGACUGUGGCGGACGGAAUGUAUGACGAAAGCAGCAGCAGCAGCAACAGUAAUAGCAGCAAAGAGUUGACAGACUCUAAGCAUUACGAUGCAGUCUUUAACGAUCUGAUGCAAGAGUGCAAGCAUAGUGCCCCAGGUGCACGCCUCUCUGCAAAGCUGCGGACAGCUUUAGAAAGGAUGCCUCCGGAGGAGCGUCGUGCAGUCUGCAGUAGGACGCGCGAGGGUUGCGCGCCGUUGUUCGUGGCCUGUCGCCGAGGCAACGUGGAGCUGGUGGAGUAUCUGGUGCACGUGUGUGCGGCCGAGUUGGAGCAGCGUGGUGUGUACGAGGUGCCACAUGACCGCUCCACGCACUCCGUCACUCCGCUGUGGUGCGCCGCCGUGGCCGGUCGUCUCGAGGUGCUGCGUGCACUGGCCGACGCCGGCGCCGACCUGGAUGCUGGGAGUGACAGCGGCUCGACCCCGGUGCGCUCGGCGUGCUUCAUGACGCACCUCGAGGUGGUGCGCUUCCUGGUGGAACGCGGCGCCGACAUUCACCGCGCCAACCACAACGGCGGCACGUGCCUCAUUAACUCGGUGCAGUCCGUCCCUCUGUGCGCCUUCCUGCUGGAGCGCGGCGCGCACGUGGACGCCCGCGACAUGCAGCACAAAACGGCGCUCCACUACGCCAUCCAGGAGCACCGCCUCGAGACCGCGCGCCUCCUACUGGACCGCGGUGCUUCCCCUCACCUCCGCUCCCGAGCCGGCGACGACGCGCUCCGUACGGCCUGCCUCAAGGGUGCGUCGCAGAUCGCAGCCCUGCUGUUGUCUCGUGUCCGAUACUCACCGGCUCGGACGGCCGACGCCUACGAGCUGUUGGGUGCUACCCAGCUGGACGAAUUCAACGAUGUGGCGGCCGCUCUUGGCUCCUGGCGGCGGGCGACCGCCGUCCGGCACGCUCACGGCGGCUACGUCGAGAAGACCGGCGAUCCCUUAGCGGAGGACGCAGCGGGCGGAGCGGACGCGCUGGCGGCCGGCGCCCUGGGCGGGGCACGCGAGUGGCGCUCGGCCGAGGAGCUGGAGAUACUUGCCACCGACGUAGACGCGCUUCGCACGCAGGCUCUGCUGGUUGCCGUCCGCGUGCUCGGGGUCGCUCACAAGGACACCGUGUUCCGUCUCAUGUACCGAGGAGCGUCGUACGCUGACGCCUUCCGCUACCAGCGAUGCAUCGACCUUUGGAGCUGGGCGCUGCAGAUUCGUAUAGAGAAAGAUUCUCUGCUGUAUACGGACACGUGUCACACAGCGAGCGCCCUGACCCGUCUGUUGUUGGACGCGGGCGGCGGUCGCCUGGAGCGUGCGCGAGGUCUGCCGAGACACCAGGACGUGCUCCGCGUUUUUACUCUACUGGCGGACCACCUGCCAGAAUGUCGUCGUGCGCUGGUCGCCCGCCCCGUCCACAAGAAGCAGGCGGAGACCUUCGAUCGCGCGCUACGUUGCGUGUCUCACCUCCUCCAUCUCCUGCUGCUGACCGCUCGCUCGGAGAGCGAUCACGAAGAGGUUCGCGCCCGUGUCCGCCGGCUGGUGGCGGCCGACGUUCGCAGCGCCCACACGGGUGACACGCUCCUCCACCUGUGCGUGUCGCGCCUGAACGUAGUCCGCUCCACGUACUUCGCCGACGAGACGGCGGUCCCGCCGGUGUUCCCGAGCGUGAAGGUCGUGGCGCUGCUGCUGAGCUGCGGAGCGGACGCUCGCGUGCGCAACGAGGCGCGGUCAACGGCGCUGCACGUGGCCGCCAUUCCGUACAACUUCUCCACCGUGCUGGUGGAGACGCUGCUGGCGGGCGGCGCGCACCUCGACCAACCCAACCGCUUCGGAGACUCGGCAGCGGAGCUGGUGUCCCUGAACCGCGGCUCCCGCGUCCGCGUGCUGCGUCACGUGUCCCUGGCCUGUCUCGCGGCGCGCGCUCUGCUCGCGUCCCGGCGGGAUAUCCCCCCGCACACCCUGCCGCGGACGCUCCAUGCCUUCCUCGACCUGCACCGAGCCUGAGGCGGUCGCCCCCUCCCUUCGCCCUGCCGGCUCCCGGGCGCUCCGCAGCCGAGGCCUAUCGUCUGGUGCCGUCGAACCUUCCAAACUCCUCGCGAUACAUUCCUGGUUCCCGUACCUACCUACAUAUCUAUCACCCUUGUCUACAAAAUAUUUUUUAUCUAUCUCCUAUAUCAUGUUCGAGCUCGGACUAGUGACGCUGGCUUCCUCUCGCGGUGCCAUCGCCCUGAGAGUGCUCAAUAUCCUCACUUUAUUUAUUCAAAUACAAGAUCUCGAGGCGCUCGAUGUCGUCUUUAUUGUUUUUGAUGAAUUUUAUUAGAAACACGGGAAUGACAACUGGCUGUUAAAUGUCGUGAUAAGAGUCUAUUGUAGAGAAUCGUUAGCUUCGGAAAUUAAUAUAAAUUCUCGUUCGAACACUUUUGGUUGUUUUUGUUAGAAUCGGCAGUUAUUAUUAAGACAGUGUUAGGACUAGUUCGAUCAAGCACCGCGCCGCCGCUCGCACGCGGACCCGGUCGGCGAGCGACGAUGCAGUCACCAGUGUUGUUGUUUUAUAUCAGUAUGUUGUAGGUAACUAGCUCGUAGCAUGUUGUAUCCCCCUCGUAAUCUCUUCACUUCUAGUCAUUUCAAAUAAAACUUUAUGAGUAUUAAAA
Molecule: messenger RNA, 2793 nt
Organism: Danaus plexippus (monarch butterfly)
Lineage: Eukaryota; Metazoa; Arthropoda; Insecta; Lepidoptera; Nymphalidae
Gene: m-cup
Product: protein fem-1 homolog A
Exons: 7
Coding region: 143-2146 (667 amino acids)
Molecular function (GO): protein binding
Source: RefSeq, a predicted model, not a curated record